GCGGUGCAUUGUGGGCAGAGGGGCGGGGGUUGGGAAGAUGGCGGCUCCCAGCCUCCUCAACUGGAGGCGGGUUUCCUCCUUCACGGGGCCGGUCCCCCGCGCCCGGCACGGACACCGGGCCGUGGCCAUCCGGGAGCUGAUGAUCAUCUUUGGAGGGGGCAACGAGGGCAUCGCGGACGAGCUGCACGUCUACAACACGGUUACAAAUCAAUGGUUCCUACCAGCGGUUAGAGGAGACAUCCCUCCAGGUUGCGCUGCCCACGGAUUUGUCUGUGAUGGUACCAGAAUAUUAGUGUUCGGGGGAAUGGUUGAAUAUGGAAGAUACAGCAAUGAGUUGUAUGAGUUGCAAGCAAGUCGUUGGUUAUGGAAAAAAGUGAAACCCCACCCCCCUUCUUCUGGUUUACCUCCUUGUCCCCGGCUUGGACAUAGCUUCUCUUUAUAUGGUAACAAAUGCUAUUUGUUUGGUGGUCUGGCAAAUGAAAGUGAAGACUCAAACAAUAAUGUUCCCAGAUAUUUAAAUGAUUUCUAUGAGUUGGAGCUACAGCACGGUUCUGGUGUUGUGGGUUGGAGCAUUCCAGUGACUAAAGGGAUUGUGCCUUCUCCAAGAGAAUCCCACACAGCUGUGAUAUAUUGCAAAAAAGAUUCUGGAAGUCCUAAAAUGUAUGUCUUUGGUGGAAUGUGUGGUGCUCGCCUGGAUGAUCUAUGGCAACUUGACUUAGAAACGAUGUCGUGGUCAAAACCAGAAACUAAAGGGACGGUGCCACUUCCACGAAGCCUUCACACAGCCAGUGUUAUAGGAAACAAGAUGUACAUUUUUGGUGGAUGGGUUCCACAUAAGGGGGAGAAUAUUGAGACCUCACCUCAUGAUUGUGAAUGGAGAUGUACUAGUUCAUUUUCUUAUCUAAAUCUGGAUACAGCAGAGUGGACCACCCUCGUAUCAGAUUCUCAGGAAGAUAAAAAAAAUUCAAGACCAAGACCACGAGCUGGACACUGUGCUGUUGCAAUUGGCACUCGAUUGUAUUUUUGGAGUGGGAGAGAUGGCUACAAAAAAGCACUGAAUAGUCAAGUUUGCUGCAAGGAUCUUUGGUAUCUUGAUACUGAGAAACCGCCGGCACCAUCACAAGUACAGCUGAUCAAAGCCACUACCAACUCUUUCCACGUCAAAUGGGAUGAAGUGCCUACAGUUGAGGGCUAUCUUUUGCAGCUGAAUACAGACUUGCCACACCAAACUGCAUCAUCAGAUUCCUCACUGGCACCAAAUCUACAAGGAGUCAGAGCGGACCCUCACAGACCAGGCAGUAAUAGCACCGUUCCUAACAGUAUCAGCGAUACAACGAACAGUGCAAAAACUGAACAUACACCUAUGAAAGGAACUUCUGUGAAAAACAGACCAGAUCUCAAAGCAUCAACUGAUUUUAAUGCUGCUUUACAUCCAUCUAUGGCAACUAAUACUUCUAAUCAUAAUAGUUGUGUUGUGGAUAUGUUAAGGAAAAAUGAAGGUCCUCAUACUUCAGCAAAUAUAGGUGUUCUAAGUAGUUGCCUGGACUUAAGAACAGUAAUCCCUGAAACUUCUGUAUCCAGUUCUGUUUCCAGCGCACAAACUAUGGUAACCCAGCAGACCAUUAAAACUGAAUCAUCCAGUACAAAUGGGGCAGUUGUUAAAGAUGAAACUUCACUAACAACAUUCAGUACCAAAUCUGAAGUUGAUGAUACAUGUGCCCUGCCUGCAACUAAGAUCAGCCGUGUGGAAACACAGGCCACAGCGAUGUCAUUUUCUAAAGAGACUCCUUCAAAUCCAGUGGCCACAGUGAAAGCAGGAGAACGACAGUGGUGUGAUGUAGGAAUUUUUAAAAAUAACACAGCUUUGGUGAGCCAGUUUUAUUUGCUGCCCAAAGGGAAGCAAAGCAUCUCAAAGAUAGGAAAUGCGGACGUACCUGACUACAGUUUACUUAAGAAACAAGAUCUUGUUCCAGGCACAGGAUACAGAUUCAGGGUAGCAGCCAUCAAUGGAUGUGGAAUAGGCCCUUUCAGCAAAAUCAGUGAAUUUAAAACUUGUAUUCCCGGUUUUCCUGGAGCUCCUUCUGCAGUCAGAAUUUCAAAGGUCCUGCCCCUCUUUAGAGAAGAAAAGAUCUGCUUUCAGAAUGUUGAGGGUAUCCACCUUUCCUGGGAACCUCCAACUUCACCUUCUGGAAAUAUUUUGGAAUAUUCAGCCUACCUGGCUAUCCGCACAGCACAAAUACAAGAUAAUCCAAGUCAACUUGUGUUUAUGAGGAUUUAUUGUGGUCUUAAGACAUCAUGUAUAGUAACUGCUGGGCAACUUGCAAAUGCACAUAUCGAUUAUACGUCCAGGCCUGCCAUUGUGUUCAGGAUAUCAGCAAAGAAUGAAAAGGGAUAUGGACCAGCUACGCAAGUUCGAUGGCUUCAAGGAAUUUCCCGGUUCUGCUGCCGAUACAAAUCUGGAGUGAAUAUACAGAGCAAUAUAACUGCAGAAAAGAUGGUUCAAACUAAGAGCCGUAAUAACUGCAGGGGCCCAGGCCUAUCUGUUUCUACCAUGCGACCUUAUGCCAGGUCAGGUGGACUGAGUAGCUGUGUCCUCGAGCUUCACAUAUAAUACUCCCGGCCACGAUGGAUUUAAUUGUGCAGGAUUGAUAUAUGUGUAUGUUCCAGUUACUAAUUUAAAGUGUAUAGAAUAUUUUAAUAUAUAAUUUUUGUAAAGAACUGGGAUUUUUAUACUACAGUAUUUGUAAUUAAUGUGUCUCACUAAUUAAGUUUCUCUUGAAGAAAAUAUGCAAGCUGUUAGACACAUAAUGAGUGAUUUCCAAACUCUAAAGGUAAAAUAAAUGCACUACUCUGGUGUUAUUAGAAUACCUUUUUUGUGGCUGUAUGAAUCCUAAAUCUUUAAAUGUGUAUUUUUACAAACAAUGUUUACAAGGAGCUUCUCUGGUUUGUUGUCUCAGCACCUCCCUUGGUGAGAGCUUCAUUCUGCAUUUGUUAAAUUCAUAUGCUUUGCUUUUAGCAUAUGCUUGCUUUUUGCACUAGUAGAAUUUUAACUUACCUCAUUAUUAUGUUUGUAAUCAUUUGUAUAGCUUCCAUAAUAUGUCUGGUAUAGGCUAAACAAAUACUUAACCAAAGUUAAAAUAAAUGGUAAGCAGUUUUGCACAUAUUAAAUGCUAGGGUUUUUUGUGUAUAUUUGUGUGCUUAGUUAUAAAAAGAGUAAGAAUGAAAAGUUAUAGUAAGUAUAUGUUUCAAGUCCAAUUUAAUGAUUUAUCUGCUUUAUUAGAAAAAAGUCUGGCUUUUAACUCCUUAUUCUCUGCAUUAAUUAACAAUUUGCAUCUUGAAGCACUUCCCUUAAUGACAAGGACGAAGUUGACUUUAAGCAAAGAAUAGAAUAUUUGUUUGAGUGUGCACAUUUGUAACUAUUUAGUAUUUGGUUUAGUUUACUUUGCUUAUAUGCCUCUGUUGUGCUAUGAACCUGUGGUUCUAAAUACAUCUUAUUUUCUAGAGAGAAACGCAGUCUUGCUAUAUACCAAGGGAUUUGUGAAAAUAACAAAUGUUUUUACUUUGACAAUUAGCCCAGAUUCUGUUAUCGUUUUGUUUUGUUUUGUUUUUUGGCAUUUGUGCAUUAAGCACUGGUCAUAUUUAUUGGUGACUGAAAGAUGCCAUUGAGAGAUCUCUGUGGCUUGACAUUCAUAGUUAAUAACAGAUCUUUAAGCUGCGUGUUCAUGAAUAGAAUGUACUAGGGUAAAUAACAAGAGAAGUGCAUUUAGCUUCCUAUGAUUUGCACAUUUUCUAAGCGAAGAUCCCUUUGAGUAGCAGUGGGCUAGAUCAUGCAGGUAUCUUUCAUAUGAGGAUUUACGCUGAGUUAAAUGACUCUUUACCCCUCCUUGCUGAAUAAGCAAUUCAGAUGUACAAGCCUUUGUGCCAUAGUCCUCUACCUGGGCUCUACAACUUUGGUUCACAUAUGUAGUAAAAAGAUUUUGAUGUUGCAUGCUCUUAGAAUUAUAUUUUCUAAGAUAUUGUAUUGGCUUUGUUUUAGCUUAGUAAACUGUUUUGGCAGUUUAACUAGAAAUAGGGUAUUAUAAACUCACUGUUAUCUGCAUUAAAAAAAAAAACAAUCUGAUUGCAUGUAUGAGGCCCCCUUGCUCUAUAACCCAAUUACAUAAAUAUAAUCACCUCUAAGCAGGUGAAACUGUUGGCCUGUUAUUUCAAAGACUUGUAGUCUAGCCAAGAUUUGUUCUGGUUAGAGAUCUGGUCUAUUAUAACUGAAGGUAUUUUUAUUUUAAAAAAUUGCAGCACUUGUAGCAUCAAAAUCACUUGUAACAUUGCCUAUGAAGAGAUAAUUAGGUUGAAAGUUAUUGCAGUAAUCUGCCCAUGAAUGAAAUAGGUUGCAAAAUAGACUUGGUCUUUGACUGCUUAAGGUAUACACUGACAGUUGCAUUUCCCAAGACUGAUUUUAGACAGUUUUAUGUGUUAUGUACCAAUGAUGUGUAAAAUAAAGCACCUUUUCUAUUAUAACCAAU
This is a messenger RNA of Herpailurus yagouaroundi (jaguarundi), 4520 nucleotides long. It is a transcript of the gene HCFC2, whose product is annotated as host cell factor C2. The coding region runs from base 38 to 2611 and encodes 857 amino acids. The transcript is spliced from 17 exons. Gene Ontology annotation, molecular function: transcription coactivator activity; protein binding. The record is from RefSeq and is a predicted model, not a curated record. Gene Ontology annotation, cellular component: histone methyltransferase complex. Gene Ontology annotation, biological process: chromatin remodeling; regulation of DNA-templated transcription. NCBI's taxonomy places the organism in Eukaryota, Metazoa, Chordata, Mammalia, Carnivora, Felidae.